This is a messenger RNA of Chenopodium quinoa (quinoa), 857 nucleotides long. RefSeq names its product huntingtin-interacting protein K-like. The transcript has 4 exons. Gene Ontology annotation, biological process: negative regulation of apoptotic process; protein stabilization. NCBI's taxonomy places the organism in Eukaryota, Viridiplantae, Streptophyta, Magnoliopsida, Caryophyllales, Amaranthaceae. The record is from RefSeq and is a predicted model, not a curated record. Bases 163 to 495 code for a protein of 110 amino acids.
UAAAGCCCAAGGUGUGAGCCAAGAUGCAAUGCCCUAAAAUAGAACCAGAUUACAAAAAAACCUUCAUUUCCAAAUAACAGCAGUUCAUAUUUUCAUACAGUGUUAGGCUACUCUUUACUUUGAAGAAAAACCCAGUUUUCAGAGAAAGAAGAGAGAGAAACAAUGGAGGGAGGAGAUGAAGGAGUUGAUAGAAUGGUGGAUUCUAAGGAUAUGCAGCAGCAAAGUAAAGCUUUCGAUAAGCUUACUGAUCGUGUCGAAGAUCGUCAGCUUGAUUCUUCUCGUGUUCAAACGGCUAUGGCGUCGAUUGCUGCUGCAGCUGAAGCUGAUGCCAAUGCUAUGAGAUUGAGGGAAAAAGAAUUGGCUGCUGUAAAGAUCAAUGCGGCUGAUGUUGAUGUUAUUGCAAAUGAACUUGAGUUGGACAAAAAAGUUGCUGAGAGAACCUUGCGAGAGCACAAGGGUGAUGCUGUGGCAGCCAUACGAUCCCUGCUUCACUAGAAGUUCUGUGAAUUGAAGCAGAUAUGCAUGCUGAAUUAUCCUAGAACAUCCAAUCUAUUAUACUUGUUUUUCUGAAUUUUCAUGGAAAUUUUGUUUCUUGGGUCCUAGCUAUGUGCCAGUGCCGGCAUAUUCCUUGCCUAUUGGCAAAGUUGGUAUUUGUAUCCGUAGUUUGCUUUGCUACACAGUAUUCUUGAAUGACAAACCCAAAGCCAGUAUGAUGUAUAAAGAAUUCUUCAGAAGAGUUUUAUGCUGAUUGAGACAGAUUAACAAUUUAACAUGGACCUAUUUUCAGUAAUUUCCCUCCAUGUUUGUACAAUACAAUGACAUCUUUGCUAAUUGAUAAUCUAAAAGACUUGUACUUA